Molecule: messenger RNA, 819 nt
Organism: Tetrahymena thermophila SB210
Lineage: Eukaryota; Ciliophora; Oligohymenophorea; Hymenostomatida; Tetrahymenidae
Product: dynein 18 kDa light chain
Exons: 4
Molecular function (GO): calcium ion binding
Source: RefSeq, a predicted model, not a curated record
AUGAACACAAAGAAAAUUACAAAGGGCCCUAACAAAGAGUCAAACGAGUUUGAUACAAAGCAAUCCUCUACUUAAAAUCAAGGCAAUAUCUAAUCUAAUGCAAAUAGAGAUGGCCAAAGAAAGGUAUCUAACGCUGCUGCUCUCUUCAGAAGAUAAUCUAAAUUAAUUGGAUAGCAAGAUGAUCUUACAAUUAGAAUUAUGCAAAAAUAUGGAAUAGAGAGAGUUGAUUUAGAAAUGAUCAACUUCAACUUCAAAAAAUAUGAUUCAACUGACAGCGGAAAGAUUUAAUUCCAUUAAUUGCUCAGCAUCCUUAAAAACAUGCAGUUCUCAAUAGAUGACGGAGUUAAGAAGGCUAUUUUCAAGGAACUUGAAGACAGAGGAAUUAAAUCAAUAGAAUUAGAGACAGUAUUUUUAAUUGUAGGCGUUUUAAGAUAAAAGGAAUAAAAGCUUAUGGAAGAAGGCGACGAUGAUUACUAGAGCGAAUUCAUUGAUGCUUUUGUAGCCUUAGGAGGAAAUCCUGACUCCACAGGAAGAGUUAUGAAAACUGCCAUGUUGAAAAUUAUUAAGGAAGAGUUCGACUUAACUUUUGAUAUGGAAAAGAUUAUGGAAAGAAUAGAAGCUAGUUCAGAAGAACUUGAUUAUUAGACAUUCUGUGCUUUAUUCGAAAACCAAGAUGAAGAUAGAAAAAGAAGAAGCUCAAGAGCAUCUACAAUGUUAUCUUAAUUCAGUGCUAGAUCUCGCAAAAGUAUUAACUCUAUCCCCUCAGUUAAGAUUAAAUAUUAAGACUUUGAAAAGUUCUGCUAAGAAUUCUCUGACUGA